GAGGGAAAGAGAGAGAGAGGAAAACGACAGACAGAUUGAGGGGGACCGAUAGCCUGUCACUGGUCAGCUCUUUAAACCGUAGGACCCACCGGAUAAGCAGACAGACAUCCCGGGAAAGAAGAGAACCAGUGCUGUUCAAGACAGAUUGUGUCGGAGCUGUUUACUGAGUUCGAGCUGCUUUUACAGCCGGCACGAGACACCGUGGAGGGAUCGCGGAUGUCUAGGUCUCCUCCCCCGCCCUGAGCCCGGGACAGCAGCUGCUCUACCGGGUACAGUCUCUGAUCAGAUGAUCAGGACCGGAGCCGUUCUCUGUGAUUCAUCACCGGGCUUCUCUCCUUUCCUCCCACCACCGAGACCUAUUCUAUAGCGUCGUUAUUCGUUAUUUCUGCUAACGACAACCCUCGCUAUCUCUGCCAUCUGCACGGGACGGACUGUAAACAAACACGGAGGACACCGUCUGUCGUCUGGCCCGACCUGGUUUGGCGCAAGCAGGGCUCGGUACCUGACUGUGGGGUGUGUCCUAUAGACUAUAUUAAGGGCGAAGAGGGGUGUUUUUGUUUUUACCCAUGUUUACGUUUUAACAUGACAGUGUGUGUAGGCUAUGUGUGUGUAUCUGUGACAGUGUGUUUGUUGUAAAUGUCUGACUGUUUGAAUGGAUUCUGGGAUGUAGGAUUACCUAUCUAAUAUGGUGGCUAGUUAGAGAGAACAGACUUACAGACAGACGGACCAUCUGCACACACCAACACGCCACCAUGCCAGUGUUCAGUGGGGUGUUGAAGGUGCGUGUGUGUGAGGCGGUGGAUUUGAAGCCCACCCCCUGGGCACUCCGCCAUGCAGGGGGGAAGAACUCAUCCUCAUUCCUCCUGGACCCCUACCUCACCCUCAACCUGGACCAGACCCACCUGGGACAGACCUGCACCAAGAACAGAAGCAACUCACCUGCAUGGAACCAGGACUUUACAGCCCAGAUGACAGACGGACGGAAAUUGGAGAUGUCAGUGUUCCAUGAUGCACCAAUCGGAUAUGACGACUUUGUGGCUAACUGCACCAUACAGCUGGAGGACAUACUGCAGAACGGCAGCACACAUUACCAGGCCUGGGUUGAUUUAGAACCAGAGGGGAAGGUCUAUGUGAUUAUCGAUCUGUCAGGAUCUUCUACUGAAGCCCCGGCAGCCAAUGAGAAUGAGGAGCGUGUGUUCCGAGAGCGGAUUGGUCCUCGGCGGCGGCAGGGGGCCGUCCGGAGGCGUGUUCACCAGGUUAACGGACACAAGUUCAUGGCCACGUAUCUACGGCAACCGACCUACUGCUCACACUGCCGAGACUUCAUCUGGGGAGUACUCGGAAAGCAGGGUUACCAAUGCCAGGUGUGCACGUGCGUGGUCCACAAGCGCUGCCAUGAGCACAUCAUCACCAAGUGUGCCGGGAUGAAGAAGCAGGAGGAUACACCAGAGGAGGUUGGUGCCCAGAGGUUUAGUGUCAACAUGCCUCAUAAGUUCAGCAACCACAACUACAAGGCCCCUACCUUCUGUGACCACUGUGGAUCUCUACUAUGGGGACUAAUGAGGCAGGGCCUGCAAUGCAAGGUGUGUAAGAUGAAUGUCCACAAGAGGUGUGAGGCCAACGUAGCUCCCAACUGCGGGGUGGAUGCCAAAGGCAUCGCCAAAGUCCUGGCUGAAAUGGGAGUCACUCCUGAUAAGAUCUCCACUACCGCACAGCGCAGGAAAAAGUUACUCCCAGGGUUAGACUCCCAGUCACCUUCAGAACUCUCAGACGAGCUUCCCCUCACCUCACCCUCACAGCAAGAGCCGUCUGAGUUGGAGCGGCUACAACAGGGGACGUCGCUAGAGAUGCAAGGUUCUCCCUCCUCCUCCACAUCCUCCUACGCCUCCUCUGUCUCGCGGGAGAACGGAGCAGUGAAGAGGACUCUCAAAGACUUCAGUUUCAUUAAGGUCCUGGGGAAAGGAAGCUUCGGAAAGGUGAUGUUAGCAGAGCUGAAAGGCAGUGAGGAGGUGUUUGCCGUGAAGGUGUUGAAGAAGGAUGUGAUCCAGCAGGAUGACGAUGUGGACUGCACCCUGACGGAGAAGCGCAUCCUGGCCCUGGCACGCACACACCCCUACCUCUGUCAGCUCUACUGCUGCUUCCAGACCCGGGACCGUCUGUUCUUCGUGAUGGAGUACGUGAACGGAGGAGACCUGAUGUUUCAGAUCCAACGCUCCAGGAAGUUUGACGAGGCUCGCUCGCGCUUCUACGCCGCUGAAGUUACCUCUGCACUCAUGUUCCUGCACCGCAAUGGGGUCAUUUACAGGGAUCUGAAGUUAGAUAACAUAUUGUUGGAUGCAGAGGGACACUGUAAGCUGGCAGACUUUGGCAUGUGUAAGGAGGGCAUCAUCAAUGGAGUCACCACCACCACAUUCUGUGGCACGCCUGACUACAUAGCCCCUGAGAUCCUGCAGGAGUUGGAGUACGGUCCAUCAGUGGACUGGUGGGCUCUGGGAGUGUUAAUGUAUGAGAUGUUGGCUGGCCAGCCUCCGUUUGAAGCAGACAACGAAGACGACCUGUUUGAGUCUAUCCUCCAUGACGAUGUCCUCUACCCCGUCUGGCUCAGCAAGGAGGCUGUAUCCAUCCUCAGAGCUUUUAUGACAAAGGCUCCAGCCCAGAGGUUAGGGUGUGUGUUGUCUCAGGGCUGCGACGAGGCCAUUAAGAAACACUCAUUCUUCAAAGACAUCGACUGGACCCUGCUGGAGCAGAGACGACUCAAACCCCCCUUCAAACCACGCAUUAAGACGAAGCGUGAUGUGAAUAACUUUGACCAGGACUUCACCAGAGAAGACCCAGUGUUGACUCCCACAGACGAGGCUGUUAUCAGACAGAUCAACCAGGAGGACUUUAAAGGCUUCUCUUUCUGUGCAGAGAUACAGACUUGAGAACUCUACGGUUUAGGUGUGUGUAUAAAGCCUGUGUUGAUUGGUUACAAAGUGUUGUGUCUGAAGCAUGGACCGGUGCUACUGGUUACUAUUAUUACUACUGUCCACUGUAGUGAGAAAAACUAUACCUUGGGUCAAGUACAUCUGUCAAAUACAUUCGUAAAAUACCUGUGUUGUGCUUUAUUUGGUUUGUCUGGUACAAAGGAACCAAUAGAAUAGUCCCAAAAUGGCAAACUCCAAUGUGAAACAAACGCACCGCCUGACCCUGAUUAUGUAUAUUUUAUCGGUGUGUUUAUUUCUUGGCUGGAUAUGUAUUGUUUCUUUUCUUGACUGGAGAUGUAUUUGAUUGUACAGUUUGUUUCAUUUGCUUAUGCGUCAGCGUUCCCACUGGUUCAUUUCAACUACUUUCACCCAAUCAGAGACGAGUAGUCCUCAAUGUAGUACAGACUACCUCACACUCCGUGUGUGUGUGUGUGUGUGUGUGUCUCUACAUUUGUGUACGGUGUGUGUUUGUGUCUCUCUCUAUAUUUGUGUACGGUGUGUGUGUGUGUGUCUUUCUCUAUAUUUGUGUACGGUGUGUGUGUGUGUGUCUCUCUCUAUAUUUGUGUACGGUGUGUGUGCGUUUGUGACUUUCGUUCCCAUAGUACCCCCCCUACUCCCAGAAGCCAUUUCUCUCAGCCAAAACCACUUUUAGUUCCUGCUGCUUUUCUACAGCUUUUUCCAUUUUAUGUUCUGUUUUGUAAACUGUCGACAGUAGCUAGUGGAGGGAAUCGCACCCUUCCCUAUAUAGUGCACUACUUUAUGUACGCACACAGACGCGCACACACGCACAUCCACACACACACUCUCUAAGAAUAAUUGUGUAUAGUGUACAGUGUUAAAUACAGAGGUGGUUCAUAUAGCAGGCCUGUUAGAGGCGAUGUAGUGAUGCUAUGUGCACCCUGGGUAAAAUUGUUCCUGGUCACACUAUUUCACUGUGCCAAAUGUAGUGUAACAGCAGGAGGGGUGUCGGUUUGUCUGUCUGCUUAUAAUAAAUACUCAACUGUCAACAUGAAA
Molecule: messenger RNA, 3980 nt
Organism: Salmo salar (Atlantic salmon)
Lineage: Eukaryota; Metazoa; Chordata; Actinopteri; Salmoniformes; Salmonidae
Product: protein kinase C epsilon type
Biological process (GO): protein phosphorylation
Molecular function (GO): diacylglycerol-dependent serine/threonine kinase activity; ATP binding
Source: RefSeq, a predicted model, not a curated record